AUGUCGUCGAAAGUCAUCAGCAUCACGUCCCAAGCGCACUUCAAAAGCAUAGUCGCCUCAUCCACCUACGUGGUCGUCGACUUCUACGCCGACUGGUGUGGCCCUUGCAAGCAGAUCAGCCCCAUCUUCGAACAACUCGCCGCACAAGAAGCCAAACCCGGUCGCCUCGCCUUCGUCAAAGUCAACGUCGACAACCAGCGCGAUGUAGCGGCUACCUAUGGCAUCUCCGCCAUGCCCACCUUCCUCGUCCUCAAAGGCACUAAAGUCGUCGAAACCGUCCGUGGCGCAAAUCCUAAUGCCCUUCGAUCCGCCAUUCUGUCAGCAGCAGCCGAUGCCGCGAAAGGUCCCGCUAAGCAGAGCGCUGCAUUCGGAGGCAGUGGGCAGAAGUUGGGUGGAGAGUCCAGCGCGAGUGGAGGUCGAACUUUGGGCUCGGGAGCUGGAGCUGGAGCUGGAGGAGGACUGCAGAUGCCGAAUGUGAACUUUGGACAACUAUUCUCUGCACCUGCAUCUUUUGCUCAAGGGCGAGGACUGCCGGCGCAGAUUGUGAGGUUUCUGGGGCUGUAUAUCUCGACGCUUUUCAGCUUCGAUCCCCUCCGGACCGCGCAGGAGAGCCCAUUUGCCGUGCAGGGGAGGACGAAUGUCAAGACGAGGUAG
Molecule: messenger RNA, 654 nt
Organism: Fulvia fulva
Lineage: Eukaryota; Fungi; Ascomycota; Dothideomycetes; Mycosphaerellales; Mycosphaerellaceae
Product: Thioredoxin-like protein
Exons: 2
Coding region: 1-654 (217 amino acids)
Molecular function (GO): protein-disulfide reductase activity
Source: RefSeq, a predicted model, not a curated record